AUGCUCGGGUUGACGACUGGUAGGAAUCGCAACAUCUGUGUCACUCUCUCAGCAGGUCUGCUGGUCUUCCUACUAUUAAUAUCCUAUUCAGGAUUAGGAACUAGAGAGAGCGAAGCCGGCGCGGACAGCCAAGCGCACUAUGGGAAAAAGUUCCUCCCGCAAUUCGCGAAUCCUUUCCGGGGUUACCUCUUUGCCAGCUGGGAAUUCGAUGCAGUACGAGAUGGCGACGACUACGGACUCUCAGACCGGCAAUGCUCUGCAGCCUUCCCAAAACUCUACGCCGAUAUCGAUGAGAUGGUAUCUCGCAGGGAACUCAACCACGUCGCAAAGGCAGACUUUGACUCUGUAGAAGGGGACCAUGUCGGAAGCUCAAUAAGAGCGAUGAUACACAGAGGGGAACUGUACAUAAUAUCUGAAGACGGACUCGCGGAUUAUCAGUCGCGAGGGUUUGCGACACUGCAUGCGAUAAACCGCGCACUGAUGGCCUAUACCGACCGAGCUCAACUUCCGAAUUGUGAGUUCAGAAUUUACGUUGGCGACAUGGCUCAGGGAGACGAUACCCUUUGGGUAUAUACAAAACCCGUUGAGUCGGAUACGGAGAACUUGUGGUUGAUGCCGGAUUUUGGGAUGUAUGAUUGGCCGGAGGCAAUGAUAGGAUCCUACAUCAAAUCACGACGCGAUAUGAGGGUCAUAGAGGAAGAAGUGCCGUGGGAAAAAAAGACACAGAAAUUCCUCUGGCGGGGCAUAAUCUUGCCACCAUACCAGAGCCGCCAUGAUCUAUUACGCGUUGCGCAAGACAAACCCUGGGCAGACGUUGCCACAGAGGUCAUCAAUACUCCUGACAGCCACAUCAUCCCCAUGGCUGAUUUCUGUCGAUGGAUGUUUGUGGGUGAUGUAAAGGGAGCGUCCUGGAGCGGUGGAGCCAAGUAUAAGCACAACUGUCACUCGGUAUUCGUGUCUCACAGAUUGGCAUGGCGGGAGAUAUACACAGGUGCAAUGGUGGAUUCAGGGCCAGCGCAGAAUUGGGUCUCCGUGCUCGACGAUUGGUCAAAUCUUGAAGAGACGUUGCAAGAUCUAAUCGCUAAUCCAGCCAAAGCCAAGAUGAUUGCAGACAACAGUGUCAGAACGUUACGGGACCGAUACUUGACGCCUGCGGCGGAGGCAUGCUACUGGCGCCAGUUGAUUCAAGGGUAUGCUUCGGUCAGCUUCGAGCCGGAUUUCUUCGAAAGCGAUAAUAAAACUUGGCGAGGAACGCCCUUUUCUUCCGUGGCUCUGAUGGGGAUGGUGAAGUGGGAUUCCGAUCAGGAUAGCUUAAUUACUGCUGCUAGAGUUAGACAUACAUGA
Messenger RNA from Letharia columbiana, 1344 nucleotides. RefSeq lists its product as uncharacterized. Lineage: Eukaryota; Fungi; Ascomycota; Lecanoromycetes; Lecanorales; Parmeliaceae. The coding region runs from base 1 to 1344 and encodes 447 amino acids. The record is from RefSeq and is a predicted model, not a curated record. The transcript has a single exon.